AUGGCCACCGAGGCGCUAAGCUUUAGCAAGAGUGCUUCUGCAGCUGCGGCAGUUGUGGCAGCGACAGCAGCAGCAACUGGAGCUUCAUCAGCAUUGUCGCUUCGCAACAGCAGCGGGAUCGGCAAGCACAGUUCAUCCUCAUCUCCACAUCGGCAUUCGCUCAUUGCCAUUAACCACAAUAUCAACAACAACAACAACAACAUUCAGCAGCAGCAACACCAUCACCAAAGAACACUGUCUGCCGAGCUUCGACGCCAGACCUCAGGUCAGCGGCACCAACAGCGACACCAGCAGCUGCAGCAGCAUCAUCAUCAGUUGCAGAAGCAGCACUCGGAGCCCCUGCUGCUGCUGCCACCACCAGACUGUGGAGAGUUGUCGGGUGGAUGCGGCAGUGGCAGUGGCAGCGAGUCCACCGCCAGCAGCACCGACAACUGCACCGGUGGUGGAACUGCGCACAGCUGCUCUGGCGGAAGUGGCAGCAGCAGCUCCAGUAGCUCCAGUCCGAUCAACUCCUCGACGAUGGUGACCACCUGUGGUACGACGGUUACCGCCACUGUCAACAACAGCAGCUCAACCGGGUCAGUGGUCGGCAACAACUCCUCCGCCGGCGGCUGUACGCAGGCAGAGCUGCCCAGUGCCAAGAUCGCCGCCUCACUGACCACAGCAUCUCAGCUGGGCCCGCUAGUUCAGAAUCACCAAUCGACCAAUGCCAAUACCAGCCCUCACCAGCCGCAGCCACCUCAGCACAGUCAUCACCACAGCAGUCACUCCCACUCACAUCGGCGGACUCAUGAGGCGGCGACGGCGGCGAGCAAGAUGCGACUCACAG
Molecule: messenger RNA, 829 nt
Organism: Rhagoletis zephyria (snowberry fruit fly)
Lineage: Eukaryota; Metazoa; Arthropoda; Insecta; Diptera; Tephritidae
Source: RefSeq, a predicted model, not a curated record